AUGGAGGACACGUGGACGGCGAGGGAGCGGGAGACGCAGCAGCGCAUCGCCGCCCUUGAGCAGCAGCUGCGCAGUGAGAAGGAGGGAUUCCUUGGCGAGCUGAGGGAGUGGAUGGUAGUGCUGGAGGACGCGCGCAAGAAACUUGCCACUGCCGAGUGCGAGCGCGACCGUGAGAAGAUGCUGCGAGGCAUGCUGUUGGAGCAGCAGUCUGACGAAGCGCGUCUGCAGGAGAAACUCAUGUUGGAGAAGCACAGCAGCACAACGCAAAAGCUUCGGGAGAGGAUUGAUACGCUUGAGCGGGCGUGUAGGCGCAGUGCGGCAGUUAUCGCAGAGCUCCGCGAGGCGCUGCACCGAGCCAAUAAGACAGCGACAGAAAAAGCGACAGCAGCGCCCGAGACGGAUGAUGCUUAG
Trypanosoma grayi is the source of this 411-nucleotide messenger RNA. RefSeq lists its product as hypothetical. The transcript has a single exon. The record is from RefSeq and is a predicted model, not a curated record. NCBI's taxonomy places the organism in Eukaryota, Euglenozoa, Kinetoplastea, Trypanosomatida, Trypanosomatidae. Bases 1 to 411 code for a protein of 136 amino acids.